AUGCCUGUGCCACACGGUGAUAUUCUACAAGAUUUAAUCGUCAGAGAUGCUCAUAAACGUGAUAAUUUAUUGCUUGAAGCUACAAAACUAAAGACUUGGGGGCUAACCCCAAGACAAUUAUGUGAUGUGGAAUUAAUAUUGAACGGUGGGUUUUCACCAUUAGUUGGAUUUUUGACACAACAAGACUACGAAUCUGUUGUGACAAAUUGUAGGCUGAAAAAUGGGAUUCUGUGGACUAUUCCUAUCACCCUUGAUAUAAAUGCUGAAUUUGCUGCUGAGUUGAAACCUGGCGAUAGAGUGACGUUAUUGCAAGAUGAAGAGAUCUGCAUUGCUAUUCUUACCGUACAAGAUGUGUAUAGACCGGACAAAAAGAUGGAAGCUGAAAAAGUAUUUCGAGGCGAUGAGGAGCAUCCUGCUGUCAAGUAUCUCAAUAAUGAGGCUGGGGAAUUUUAUGUCGGUGGCUCCUUAGAGGCUAUCCAGCUGCCAGUGCAUUAUGACUAUCCUGGUUUGAGGAAGACUCCUGCUGAAUUGAGAGCAGAAUUUAAGUCUAAGAAAUGGGAUCGUAUAGUCGCUUUCCAGACACGGAAUCCUAUGCAUAAGGCCCAUCGGGAACUGACAGUACGCGCUGCAAGAGAACACAAUGCGAAAGUUCUUAUUCAUCCUGUAGUGGGCCUAACUAAGCCUGGGGAUAUAGAUCACCAUACUCGUGUUAGAGUUUACCAGGAAGUCAUAAAAAGGUAUCCAAAUGGUCUUGCACAGCUAUCUUUGUUGCCAUUGGCUAUGAGAAUGGGAGGUGACAGGGAAGCUGUAUGGCAUGCUAUUAUUAGAAAGAACUAUGGUGCUACCCAUUUUAUUGUAGGCCGGGACCAUGCUGGGCCAGGUAAGAACUCCAAAGGAGUUGAUUUCUAUGCGCCUUACGAUGCGCAAGACUUGGUUAGACAUUAUAGCGAUGAGUUAGAUAUUCAGGUUGUUCCUUUUAGAAUGGUAACGUACUUGCCUGAUGAGGGCAGAUACGCGCCACUUGAUGAAAUUGACACUUCCAUUACAACAACGUUAAACAUCAGCGGUACAGAAUUGAGAAAACGUUUAAGAUAUGGUGAAGAUAUCCCUGACUGGUUCUCUUACCCAGAAGUUGUGAAAAUACUUAGAGAAUCUAACCCUCCUAAAAAGAAUCAGGGAUUUGCUGUUGUUCUAAAAGAUGGAAAUUCUAAGCAACUUGCAACUGCAUUGCUAUCUACUUUCUUACAAUUUGGUGGUAGUAGGCACUAUAAAAUAUUUGAUCACAAAAAUCAAGAUGAUUUAAUCGAAGUGGUUCCUGAAUUCAUUCGAAGUGGUACUGGACUGAUUAUUUCUAGAGAUUUAAACCAAUCUGAUGGUAUUAGAAACACUUACACCAUUGGUGACGACUCUAAUUGUAACGUCCAGAUUUCAUCAAAUGAACCAAUCUUGAACAUCGUCCAGAAGGUGGUUCUAUUCUUAGAAGAUAAUGGAUAUUUUGUAUUUUAA
Eremothecium cymbalariae DBVPG#7215 is the source of this 1506-nucleotide messenger RNA. It is a transcript of the gene MET3, whose product is annotated as sulfate adenylyltransferase. Gene Ontology annotation, molecular function: sulfate adenylyltransferase (ATP) activity. NCBI's taxonomy places the organism in Eukaryota, Fungi, Ascomycota, Saccharomycetes, Saccharomycetales, Saccharomycetaceae. Gene Ontology annotation, biological process: sulfur amino acid metabolic process. Bases 1 to 1506 code for a protein of 501 amino acids. The record is from RefSeq and is a predicted model, not a curated record. Gene Ontology annotation, cellular component: cytoplasm. The transcript has a single exon.